CACCACCUGUUAGUGCAGACCUGUAAGCUUUGGAAUCCACUCUUUUAUGAGGGACUCAUUUAUACUCACGCAAUCGGAGCUCUAUGACGGUGCGUAAAGGAAAGAAACUCACCAUCUCCAUCCAGGAACACAUGGCCAUAGACGUCUGCCCGGGACCGAUCCGACCAAUCAGACAGAUCUCUGCUUACUUCCCCCGUCUUUCCCCAACCGGCGAACCAAUCUCCCCACAUCCUGCUGCCUCUCCAGUGGCCCUCAGCCCUGGGCUCGGGGCAUCUGGAGUGGGGAGCAGCACACUCCUCUCCCCCCUGCAGGCUGGAGCCAGGGGAGGUGGUGGAACACUGUCAUUGUCCAGUAGUGUGGACACAUCAGUGGACAUUAACAGCUCUGACAGUGAUGACUGCACGGCUCUCGGGACAUUAGAGUUCGAAUUGCGGUAUGAAAGAGCAACCAGCUCCCUUCACUGCACCAUCCUCAGAGCCAAGCGUUUGAAGCCUAUGGAUUUUAACGGCUUAGCAGAUCCAUAUGUUAAGAUUCAUCUCCUGCCUGGAGCGAGUAAGGCUAAUAAGUUGAAAACCAAAACCGUACGGAAUUCUCUAAACCCAGUGUGGAAUGAGACUCUAACAUACAUUGGAAUCACGGAAGAAGACAUGCACAGAAAGACCCUGAGGUUAUCAGUGUGUGAUGAGGACAAACUGACUCAUAAUGAAUUUAUUGGGGAGUCACGGGUGGCUCUAAGGCGUGUGAAACCAGACCAGACGAAACGUUUCUACACCUGCUUAGAGCAUCCACCACCUCUUCCCUCUCCAACGGCAACGGGCGCAGCACUGAGAGGGAUCUCCUGUUAUCUCAGAGAGUGGGAGCAUGAGCAGUUGCACAGUCUGGAGGAGAGAGGCCGUCUGUUACUGUCGCUCCAGUUCCUGUCUCCGUCCGUAGAGGGAGAUGGAGAGGCCCGGCGGGGAGGUCUGUGUGUCGGUGUUCAGCGCUGUGCUCACCUCGCCGCCAUGGACGUCAAUGGCUUCUCUGAUCCCUAUGUCAAAAUAUAUCUGAAGCCUGAUGUGCAAAAGAAAUCAAAACACAAGACGGCCGUGAUUAAAAAGACCCUCAACCCAGAAUUUAAUGAGGAGUUCUUUUAUGAGAUCUCUCUCACAGAACUGGUCAGUAAGACGCUGGAGGUCACCGUAUGGGACUACGACCUGGGUCGAUCCAAUGAUUUUAUAGGUGGAGUGUGUCUGAGCUGUCACUCACAGGGAGACGCUCUACGCCACUGGAUGGACUGUCUGAGGAAUAAGGGACAGAGGGUGGAGCGAUGGCAUGUCCUGACCAACGAACUCCCUCAGAGCUCCUGCCAGGACUGAGGAUCUUACACGGGCUGUCAGUGAUAACUUAAUGCUGCAUGGAAUAAAAGACGAACACUCAUGAGUGCAUUUGAGCACUUCAGACUUUGUGCACUAUAUGCUGUAUGCGCUCAUCAUAUACAUAAUCAAUGCAUGAUUGAUAUUCUUGACCGGCACAAGUGCUGUAUUACUUGAACACAACUUGCUCGUUACCGGGAGAGUUUGAGGGAUGGACUGUCAGUCAGUUGCCUUUCGAUUCCAUGUUAUUCGCUGGACCUUACCUGUCAUAUCUCUAUCACUGCUGCACGUUUUAUACACAUUUUUGUAAUGAUAAUUCGAAUCCUCUCACCAUCCCAUGUAGCAUAUCCUUUGGAUUGGUUACAGUAGAAAAUGUAUUUUAUGUACCCAGGAGAGACAUGCACUACAUUAACAAGCGAAGGUGCCUGCAGUAAAAAAUGUUACUCAAUCUGAAUUACACAAGAAGCUUAUUAUGGAUCAAGUUUCUCACUAAUGAUUUUGGACACUGAAUGUAUCAAUUGGAUAUCAGGACUGUUACUCAUAAACCAUCUCAGAACUAAUAAGAACGGGAGUUUUAUCCAGUCCUAAAUUAGCCUUCCUUCUUUCAGAUCCCUUGUAAAUACUGGCACUCGUAUAAUCACGACUAACCAUCUGUUUUGUAGCAUGAGGAAAUGUUUACAGCAUUAUAAAGCAUGCACCGACAAUGUUUUUUCCAGGGCUGUAUUUCUUGUCAUUAUGAAGUCCCAUUUGCUAAUGUUUUUUUUUUU
Messenger RNA from Clarias gariepinus (North African catfish), 2119 nucleotides. It is a transcript of the gene doc2a, whose product is annotated as double C2-like domains, alpha. NCBI's taxonomy places the organism in Eukaryota, Metazoa, Chordata, Actinopteri, Siluriformes, Clariidae. The transcript has 11 exons. Bases 84 to 1355 code for a protein of 423 amino acids. The record is from RefSeq and is a predicted model, not a curated record.